Messenger RNA from Fusarium subglutinans, 1941 nucleotides. RefSeq names its product heat shock 70 kDa. NCBI's taxonomy places the organism in Eukaryota, Fungi, Ascomycota, Sordariomycetes, Hypocreales, Nectriaceae. Gene Ontology annotation, molecular function: ATP binding; misfolded protein binding; heat shock protein binding. Bases 1 to 1941 code for a protein of 646 amino acids. Gene Ontology annotation, cellular component: cytoplasm; nucleus; plasma membrane. Gene Ontology annotation, biological process: protein refolding; cellular response to unfolded protein; vesicle-mediated transport. The transcript is spliced from 3 exons. The record is from RefSeq and is a predicted model, not a curated record.
AUGGCUCCCGCCGUCGGUAUCGAUUUGGGUACCACGUACUCUUGCGUGGGUAUCUUCCGUGAGGACCGAUGUGAUAUCAUCGCCAACGACCAGGGUAACCGAACUACCCCCUCAUUCGUCGGUUUCACCGACACCGAGCGUCUGAUUGGUGAUGCCGCCAAGAACCAAGUCGCUAUGAACCCUCAGAACACUGUCUUCGACGCCAAGCGAUUGAUCGGUCGCAAGUUCGCCGAUGCUGAGGUUCAGGCCGAUAUGAAGCAUUUCCCCUUCAAGAUCGUCGACAAGGGUGGCAAGCCCAUCAUCGAGGUCGAGUUCAAGGGCGAGACCAAGACCUUCAGCCCCGAGGAGAUCUCUGCUAUGAUCCUCACCAAGAUGCGCGAGACCGCUGAGUCUUACCUUGGCGAGACUGUCAACAACGCUGUUGUUACUGUCCCUGCCUAUUUCAACGAUUCUCAGCGUCAAGCCACCAAGGAUGCUGGUCUCAUCGCCGGUCUUAACGUUCUCCGAAUCAUCAACGAGCCUACUGCUGCCGCCAUUGCCUACGGUCUUGACAAGAAGGUUGAGGGCGAGCGCAACGUUCUGAUCUUCGAUCUUGGUGGUGGUACCUUCGAUGUAUCUCUCCUUACCAUUGAGGAGGGUAUCUUCGAGGUCAAGUCUACCGCCGGUGACACUCACUUGGGUGGUGAGGACUUUGACAACCGUCUGGUCAACCACUUCAAGGAUCUUAGCACCAACGUCCGCGCUCUGCGACGUCUCCGAACUGCUUGCGAGCGUGCCAAGCGAACACUUUCUUCUUCUGCUCAGACCUCUAUCGAGAUCGACUCUCUCUUCGAGGGUAUUGACUUCUACACCUCUAUCACCCGUGCUCGUUUCGAGGAGCUCUGCCAGGAUCUCUUCCGAUCCACAAUCCAGCCCGUCGACCGUGUCCUCACCGACGCCAAGAUCGACAAGUCCCUUGUCCACGAGAUUGUCCUCGUCGGUGGCUCUACCCGUAUCCCCCGUGUCCAGAAGCUCAUUACCGACUACUUCAACGGAAAGGAGCCCAACAAGUCCAUCAACCCUGAUGAGGCUGUUGCUUACGGUGCCGCCGUCCAGGCCGCGAUUCUCUCCGGUGACACCUCCAGCAAGGCCACCAACGAGAUCUUGCUUCUCGAUGUUGCCCCUCUCUCUCUCGGUAUCGAGACCGCUGGUGGCAUGAUGACCAAGCUUAUCCCCCGCAACACCACCAUCCCCACUAAGAAGUCCGAGGUCUUCUCCACCUUCUCCGACAACCAGCCUGGUGUUCUUAUCCAAGUCUACGAGGGUGAGCGUCAACGCACCAAGGACAACAACCUUAUGGGCAAGUUCGAGCUCACUGGUAUCCCCCCUGCCCCUCGUGGUGUUCCCCAGAUUGAGGUUACCUUCGAUCUUGAUGCCAACGGUAUCAUGAACGUCUCCGCCGUCGAGAAGGGCACUGGCAAGUCCAACAAGAUUGUCAUUACCAAUGACAAGGGCCGCCUGUCCAAGGAGGAGAUCGAGCGCAUGCUCAGCGAUGCUGAGAAGUACAAGGAGGAGGAUGAGGCCGAGGGCAAGCGUGUCGCUGCCAAGAACGGUCUUGAGUCUUACGCCUACUCUCUUCGCAACACUCUCUCCGACCCCAAGGUCGAGGAGAAGAUUGAGGCCAGUGACAAGGAGACUCUCACUGCCGAGAUCGACAAGGUUGUCCAGUGGCUCGACGACAACCAGCAAGCCACUCGUGAGGAGUAUGAGGAGCACCAAAAGGAGCUUGAGGGCAAGGCCAACCCCAUCAUGAUGAAGUUCUACGGAGCUGGUGGUGAGGGUGCUCCUGGUGGUAUGCCUGGCAUGCCUGGUGGUCCCGGUGGCUUCCCUGGUGCUGGCGGCCCUGGUGGUGCUCCCGGUGCUGGUGGUGACGAUGGUCCCACCGUCGAGGAGGUCGACUAA